GUUGGGAUGAGCCAGCUUUAAGCGGUGCUUAUCGAAAGCGUUGUCUAAUGUAUCCCGAUAGUAUGGAGGUACUGAUGAAGGAAAGAAAAUGGUUGUGAGAAGCGUCGGCCCUCUCCUCCCAUCCCCAAAUAGCGUCACCUGAGCUUUAAAAAACCGCAGGAAAAGUGGCUUUCGUAGUGCAAUAACAUAAAAUGCCUUCUCAUUACAGUGAUUAUUAUCUUUUUUGGGGUCCUUUGCUCAUAUUUUCUUGGGAUAAUUUUGUUGAGAAGCUCGUGAGCUGUUCGGUAUUGCAGGAGGAGAAUCGCAAGCUCUGCAGCUCAAAAGGUGGACCAUUAUCAGACAGAAAACAGCAAGAAGUAAAGAUCACCAUUGAUAAUUCAACAAGCCCACCUCCUCCAUCUCGUACUCAUAAGGAUGAGAAAGAGUUAACUCUAUCAAGUACUCUCCAGUCACCGGGAAGAUCUCCUACCCUCCGUGUUUUUGCAGAGGAUGCCAAGAGAAACUCCAACUUCCCGAGGACACCCCUCUGCAAUAUUCUCCAGGAGGAAGGAGCAGAGGUUGAAAACAAGCAGCAUCUCCCGAACCCGUAUAAGGCUGCUGCUGCAUCGGCCUUGGCAUUCCUGUGUGGGUCUUUGGUCCCACUGGCCUCCGCGGUCUUUGUGGCCCCGGAUAAGGCUCGGACAGCUAUGGUGGCAGUGGUUGCAUCCGUGGCUCUAGUAGUUUUUGGAGGGGUUGGGGCCUACUUGGGCGGGUUGCCAGUUAGGAUUUCCGCGAUGAGGGUGCUGGCUGGUGGGUGGGCGGCAAUGGGGAUCACCUAUGGGUUGCUCAAGCCAUUUGAUAGAGACCAAAAAUGAAAGUAGCUCGAAAAUUGGGGCAGAAGCUCAAAACAAACGCCCGUGUGGAAGUUCUAAGUUCUAACAAUUUAUCAAUAGCGCUCCAAAUUAGUUUCUUGGAGCUAGUAUCAACUUCUAAAAGUGCGGCAAAAGGAAAUUCGGGAUGGCAGGUGCGGGAGGACUCUUACGUGACGAUCAAGGGGGAUGGCUUGCCGGUUUCGCACAAACCGUUAAAUGUGCCACCUUUAUGGCAGCUGAGUGCUGGGCAGUCAAAAUUGGUCGCGGGCACACGAUGGCUUGGGAGGUGGGUGCUUGUAGUUGUAAACUCAUCCUCGAGGUAAACUCCGAGGUCGUAGCCUGUAAGUUUAUCUUUGCUUCAGGUGGAGGGACUUGCGUGAUCUAUUGCAACGGGACUGGAUAGUAGUGGUGCGCCAUACUUAUCAGGAAGAAAAUGUUUGUGCGUGCGAAUUGGCCGAUGAAUUAAUUAUGCGCUUUC
This is a messenger RNA of Punica granatum (pomegranate), 1329 nucleotides long. Lineage: Eukaryota; Viridiplantae; Streptophyta; Magnoliopsida; Myrtales; Lythraceae. The record is from RefSeq and is a predicted model, not a curated record.